UCUCCCUUUAUGUCAUAGAUUUUUUUCUCUCUCUCUUUCACAUACACAAAUAUAAAUUAUAAGAAAUAGUCCAUCCCAUUAUAUUACUACUAUUAUUAUUUAUAUAUUUUUUUCUCCUUUUUCAUAUAUGGAAGAUUCAGAAGAAGAUGAGCUUCUAAAUCUUAGCCUUUCAGUUUCUUCCAAUAAAGAAAGAAAAAAAAAGGGAAAAAACAUCACAAAUAAUAUUAGAAACUCCUAUGAAGGCUAUGAAGCAAAAAUCUUUAGAGUUCUUCAAAUGAGAGAACAAAUGAUAAGACAAGAUCAUAGAAGAAAAAGUGUUGUUAAUGAAGAUCAUGAAAAUGGUCUUCCAUUAAUUCACUUACUUCUAACAACAGCAACAUUAGUUGACAACAACAACUUUGAUUCAUCUCUUACAAACCUAACAGAUCUUUACAAAAAUGUUUCCUUAACAGGUGAUUCUGUUGAACGUGUUGUUGCUUAUUUCACAGAUGGUUUAACAGCAAAACUUCUGUCAAGAAAAUCACCAUUUUAUGACAUGGUUAUGGAAGAACCAACCAUUGAUGAAGAGUUUCUUGCUUUCACUGAUCUUUAUAGAGUCUCACCUUACUUUCAAUUUGCUCAUUUCACUGCAAAUCAAGCUAUCUUAGAAGCUUUUGAAAAAGAAGAAGAAAAAAACAACCGUUCUAUUCAUGUUAUUGAUUUUGAUGUUUCUUAUGGAUUUCAAUGGCCUUCACUUAUUCAAUCACUCUCUGAAAAAGCAACAAGUGGAAACAGAAUCUCACUAAGGUUAACAUGUUUUGGUAAGAAUCUUAAAGAGCUUCAAGAAACUGAAAGUAGGUUAGUUAGUUUCUCAAAGGGUUUUGGAAACCUAGUUUUUGAGUUUCAAGGGUUAUUAAGAGGUUCUAGGGUUAUUAACCUAAGGAAGAAGAAAAAUGAAACUGUGGCAGUUAAUUUAGUUUCUUAUUUAAACACUUUGAGUUGUUUUAUGAAAAUAUCUGACACAUUGGGAUUUGUUCAUUCUCUUAACCCUUCCAUUGUUGUGUUGGUUGAACAAGAAGGUAGUAGAAACCCUAAUAGAAACUUUUUGUCAAGAUUCACAGAUUCUUUGCAUUAUUUUGCAGCCAUGUUUGAUUCACUUGAUGAUUGUUUACCACUUGAUAGUAUUGAGAGGUUGAGGAUUGAAAAGAAGGUUCUUGGAAAAGAGAUUAAAAGCAUGCUUAAUUAUGAUGUGGAAGGUGGUUUUGAACUUGAUUGUCACAAAUAUGAAAAAAUGGAAACAUGGAAAGCUAGAAUGGAGAAUCAUGGAUUUGUUGGUACUAAAAUAAGCUCAAAAGCUAUGAUACAAGCUAAAUUGUUACUUAAGAUGAGGACACAUUAUUGUCCACUUCAAUUUGAGGAAGAAGGUGGUGGUGGUUUCAGGGUUUCAGAAAGAGAUGAUGGAAGGGCUAUUUCUUUAGGAUGGCAAAAUAGGUUUCUCAUAACUGUCUCAGCUUGGCAAUCACUAUGAUAUCAUAUCAUAUCAUAUAACCUAACCCUUUUCAUCAUUUUUAUGCUAAUCAUCUUUUUCUCAUC
Molecule: messenger RNA, 1572 nt
Organism: Cicer arietinum (chickpea)
Lineage: Eukaryota; Viridiplantae; Streptophyta; Magnoliopsida; Fabales; Fabaceae
Product: GRAS family protein RAM1-like
Source: RefSeq, a predicted model, not a curated record